Molecule: messenger RNA, 1475 nt
Organism: Paramuricea clavata
Lineage: Eukaryota; Metazoa; Cnidaria; Anthozoa; Malacalcyonacea; Plexauridae
Source: the annotation of a GenBank genome assembly
AUGUUACAGCGGCAAGGGAUUCCGAAACCCCAGCCAGUGAAAUUUAGAGGUGACCCUGCUCAGUUUCCUGUUUUUAAGAAGCGGGUGGAGGUUUGGUUAAACGAAAGAGAGUUUGAUGAAAGAGAAAAAAUAACUCGUCUUCUCAGUUUCGUAGAAGGUGAUGCUAGAGACGCAAUUGAACAUUGUGAACUGAAAUCAAACGGUUUUAGUCAAGCCAUGAAAAUAUUAGAGUCUCAGUAUGGUCAUCCUUCUAGCGUAGUCAAGGCAUCCCUUAAACGAGUCACGGUGGGUCCUCGCAUUGAAAGGGGAGACAACAACUCUCCGCUAAGCUCAGAAAUAAUUUACGUUCCUGUUUAGAAGUCUUAAAGGACAAUGAGAAUUACAAACACGAAAUUAAUGCAUCAUCUAACGUUGAAAGAGUUGUUGAUCGUUUGCCAAUGCACAUGCAGAUAGAAUGGGUAAAGAAACUUCCGAAAAUUUGUGAUGAAACCAAAUUGAACCCCACAUUACAGCAUGUUCUAGAGCUAGUAGAAAGACAACUCAGAAUCAUGAACGAUCCCCAAUAUGGACACAUUUUGACUACAAAGAGGAAACCAAUUGACCCCAAGAACAGGCUACCGAAACCAUCACCUAAACCACCACUUCAGAAUCAGAUCUCGACGUUGACAACAAACCUCGAAAACUCCGGCCUUUGUCCGUGUUGCAAGGGUAAACAUUCACUCACAAACUGUGACUCCUUUGUUAAGAAAACACCUGAAGAGCGAUGGGAAAUCGUAAAGAAUUUAAAACUUUGCCAUUUAUGCCUAGCGUCGGGACACAUGAAGGCCCAGUGUAUAUCAACCACCAUUUGUAAAUGUAAAGCUACCUACAAGCAUCACCCACUCCUUCAUCGAAGAAUUUCGCCACCAAAGGAUAACUCUAAAUUCCAGUCUAAUGAUCGUGAAUCCUCCAAUACCACUCAAAGACAACCAGAGAAAGACAAAGAGAAACCAGAAAGGGCAGCUGGAUCUGAACCACCCAAAUCCAAAUUUGGAAAGGACAGUCAACAAGAUUCGAUGGCAUCUUAUACGACAAUGACGCAAGGAAAGGAAAAUCACGUACUUUUACACGUUGUACCUGUUAAAGUGUUAACGAAGGAUGGAAACUCGGUCACGACAUAUGGACUACUUGACAAUGCAAGCCGUGGAACUAUUGUUGAUGCGAAAUUGGCAGAGAAACUGAACGUGAAAGGAACUAAACAGUCAAUCGCCGUUACAACAGUGCUUGGAACACAGGAAUGCGAAUUUGAAUCAGUGUCCCUUUUGCUUCAGGCUGCAGAAGCCGCAGAUUCUGACCCAAUAUUGGAAGUGAGCGAAGGACUAGUGAAGAAGCUUGAUAUGAAUGAAAGAAUUCUCCCAAAUGAGAUUGACUGUCAAGGAUAUGAGCAUUUGGCUGAUAUAACGAUGCCUGAAGUCGAACUUAAGCGUAUUCUAUAA